Messenger RNA from Seminavis robusta, 2805 nucleotides. The record is from the annotation of a GenBank genome assembly. NCBI's taxonomy places the organism in Eukaryota, Bacillariophyta, Bacillariophyceae, Naviculales, Naviculaceae.
AUGAACUUUUGGCAACAGGAUGACAAGAAUGACAAUGAUAAUAAUAGCAACCAGCCCCCGCAAGAAGAGAAAGAAAAAGAGCUAGAGCUAUUGGUGUUGGAUACCAGUGUGGAUCUGUGGAAUUUGGUGAUUGAUGCCUUUACCGCCGAUGCUACCGUAUGGGCUGUCAUUGUCACGGAUGGCUUUCUCAAGCUGCUGGAUCCGACACAAAUACACGAACUAUUCAUUCAAAUUGGAAUGCUACAACGACUGACCAUGGUACAGGUGGAUUUUCCCAGAAAUGCCAGAGGCAAUGACAAGAUACUCGCUGCUGUCGUCGCCAUGGUGGAACGAGCCAAAAACUUGACCACCUUGCGGAUCCACAAUAUCGAUUUCACAACCACGGAAUUCGUCGACGUUUGCAGCAGAAAUUCCAAACUCAAAGAUGUCAAGGUUAUGGGUGGACAAUCUGGAAUGGAGGGAUCCUAUCGAGCACAGCGGGAUUUGAUACUACAGAAACGACAGAAACAGCAAUCUACUACAGAGCAAGCACCACAAGAAAACAGCAACAAUCACCGAGAAGAAAUGUCAAGCAAUGACAGGUUUCAACUCCAAAUGGCCCAAGCCAUGCGUCUCCACGCACAGACCGAAAAAAGUGCGACAACAAACAUUCAAUCCAAUCCGCAAACUGAUAGGCGUAACAAGGACGACAAUAAUCAUAACAGAGGCAGAACCAGACUUGCUCGAAUACCCGAAACAACAGAGACAUCGCAAGACAAACCAGACUAUGAAAAAAUGAAGCGACGUCUGCAAAAGGCAAUCUCCAAAGACAAGCAAAACUACAAAAGCCCCAGUCCGGAACCGGAGCGCAGUCUGAGCACAUCGGUGCACGCACGGGAAACGCGGUCCCUGUCUCCUCGAGGGCGAAAACAUCGUCAUCAUCCUCAUCGCCGUCUGCAAAAGCGAGUAUCACGGUCCCACAGUCCCGAAAAUCGGAGCAGGCGCCAUCGAGACGAUCAUUAUAAUCAUGCCGACAACAAGCAUCAUCAUUCCUAUGACAAAACAAAGGAACGUCGGGAGACAAAGAGUCCACAACACGGCGAGAGGACGUCGCACCGUCGAGAUCACAUGGAAAAGUCUUCUCACCACAAAGACGACAGGUCAUCGCGGCACUACAAUCAACGAAGCAGAGAGAAGUCGAGGGACCACUAUGAUAACUCAUCACAGCACCACCACAGACAAAAAGACAAGGAAAAGUCCACCGAUCACAUUGAUCGCAAGCCAAGAAGCCCUCAGGGAAGAUCACCACCCUCGAGUGAGGAAAAGCCAACCAGCAGUCACCAUGAUGAUGAUUACAGGUCAUCACGGCACCACAGAGAGAAAGACAAAGCAAAGUCCAGUGAUUCCAAUGAUCGCAAGUCAAGCCAUCGGGGAAGAUCACCACCCUGGAGCGAGGAAAAAUCGUCAAGUCGUCAUGACGAUGGCAGGUCACCACGGCGCCACAGAGAACCAGUAAUUGAAAAAUCCAGUGGCCACCAUGAUCGCAAGUCGAGCCAUGAGGGAAGAUCACCACCCCACAGUGAGGGCAAGCCUGCUAGCAGCCACCAUAAAGAUGAUAGGUCAUCGCGGCACAACAAAGAACAAAACAAAGAAGAUAGCAGUGAUCACCUUGAUCCCAAGUCCAGCCAUCAGGGAAGAUCACCGCCCCGCAGCGAGGAAAAGUCGUCAAGUCGCCGUCACCUUGGGGAAAAUUCUACUACCCCUAGUCCUCACAACCGCAAAUCACCACAGGAUGGCAAGGACCAAGAGGACAGGCCUAGUCGGGGCGAUGGGAGAAGCAGACGAUCAACACAUCGUCGGGAUCUCGGAGAAGAAGAAAAGUCUAGUCGCCAUCGCCGCGACGACGACAAGUCUACUAGUAGUCACCAUCGGAGAACACAGCAAAGUGACGAGCGCGGUGACCCGUCUUCAAAAAGCAGGAGUCGUCAUAGCCGUGAAAACUCGCCACAAGAGCAUAAGGAAGAAAGGUCUAAUCACCAUCAUCACGGACAAGAAACAAGCGGACGUUCUAGGAGAGAGCACCGUUCGCACCACCACAAAGGGGACCAGGUUGAUAUGAAGGAACAUGCGUCCACGGAAAGGACCCCUGCAUUGGUCAAUUCAAGUAACGAUGAUGACAAAGAAUCUCAGGACCGAGACCAAAAGAUGAAAAGCAACCGCUCUAGUCAAGAACAUCAACGACGCAUGUCCAUUUCGCCACCCAGACAUCGUGCUAUUAGUCCACUUGCAAGAAACGGUAGUCCACAUCAGAACAAAGGUGACCACGAGGAUUCACAGCAAGAAACAAAACAAUCAAGUCAUCUAGACCGUCGCAGGCGAAUGUCUGUGGCCACGUUGCGAGAUCAUGACCCUAGUGAAAGCUCAGGGGGGGGACAGAGGGCAAACCGCCAAGACGGAGAGGAUCAUGAGUCCUUUGAAAACGACUACCAAUCCAGUCGUCGCCAUCAUAAUUGUGACAAUCACAAAGGAUCAUCUGCGUCCCCUUCACCGCGCGACACAGGCAAUUUACAUUGUGGUGACGAGACAAGGAAUGCGGAGUCGUCGGCACAACAAAGGAGAAAGUCUGUGUUGCCUCCCAGAUGCAGAGGAAGAAAGUCUCUUUCACCACGGAGAAGUAGUAUGAUGGAGCUGGGUGUUGGUCACCCAGCGUCAGCGCAACAAAGGAGAAUGUCUGUGUCACCUCCCAGAAGCAGAGGAAGAAUGUCUCUUUCACCAUGGAGAAGUAGUAUGAUGGAGCUGGGUGACCAACACCCAGCAGUACCGUAG